Molecule: messenger RNA, 1037 nt
Organism: Pistacia vera
Lineage: Eukaryota; Viridiplantae; Streptophyta; Magnoliopsida; Sapindales; Anacardiaceae
Product: ER membrane protein complex subunit 7 homolog
Exons: 7
Coding region: 91-717 (208 amino acids)
Cellular component (GO): EMC complex
Molecular function (GO): carbohydrate binding
Source: RefSeq, a predicted model, not a curated record
UUACCCAAUACAGAGCAGAGCGGAACACAAGCGUUCUUUUAGUUUUCAUCGUUAGCUGUUGGACUCGACUCUCCGCAAAUCUCUUCUAAUAUGGUGUCCACCUUCAGAUCUAAACCGUUUCUUGCGAUACUUUUCCUGCAGUUAUGCCUUUCUCUUAUCUCUUCCGCCCUUGCGCUGUCGCCUGGGUCUGCUGAUGGCUACACUAUCAGUGGUAGAGUGAAGAUUUCAGGUAUGGGCACGAAAGUGUUUGGUUCUUCUGGUGGAAAAAUAUCAAAUGCCAAGGUUAUACUCAAUGGUGGCCGAAGCAUAACAUUUCUGAGGCCUGAUGGAUACUUUUCAUUCCAUAACAUGUCAGCAGGGACUCAUUUAAUUGAAGUGGCUGCAAUUGGCUAUUUCUUUUCUCCAGUCCGAGUCGAUGUUAGUGCCAGAAACCCUGGCAAGGUUCAGGCUGCAUUGACAGAGAACAGGCGGGGUCUGAAUGAAUUGGUUCUAGAGCCAUUGAGAGAGGAGCAAUAUUAUGAGAUUAGGGAACCGUUCUCAAUAAUGUCUGUCGUGAAAAGCCCAAUGGGUCUCAUGUUGGGAUUUAUGGUGGUGGUUGUGUUUUUAAUGCCCAAAUUAAUGGAGAAUAUGGAUCCGGAAGAGAUGAGACGUGCACAAGAGGAAAUGAGGAGUCAAGGGGUUCCCUCUCUGGCAAACUUGUUACCGAGAAGCAGUUAGAUAUUUGACUGGAAGUGCCAACCCCUUCAAAAUGGGCUCUUCUGCUAUUUUCUAAGGACCUAACUGGUCCCUCAUGAGCAUCGUUUGCUGGCUCUGCUGUCUGCUAUGUCGAGCAAAGCGAUUCUAUAAACAGAUUAUCCAUUCUUUGCACUCAGAAUGAUAUGUACACUUAUUUUAUGCCCCGGAUUGUGUAAAACACUUUUGAGAUUAUGUUAACAGUUAAACUAUAAAGGGGGUUUUAACUUAACAUGAAAGCUUGUUUAGCAUUUGUGUUUGAAUCUUGAUAAUGACAAUCUAUCAAAUUUUGUAUUUGCCAUUAA